GUGGGGGAGGCCCGAGCACUGUACAACAUUGGCAAUGUCUAUCACGCCAAAGGCAAGGAGGCGUUGUGGACCCUGCCCCAGGAGGAACCAGGCCAGCUGCCCCGGGAGAUUCAAGAGACUCUGCAAAAGGCGUCCGAGUUUUACGAGAGGAACCUCUCCCUCGUGAAGGAGUUGGCUGACAGAGCUGCGCAGGGCAGGGCUUAUGGGAACCUGGGCAAUGCCCACUACCUGCUGGGCAACUUCAGCAAAGCCAUCGUCUUCCAUAAGCAGAGACUGAACAUCGCUAAGGAAUUCGGGGACAAAGCUGCUGAGAGGAGAGCAUACAGCAACUUGGCCAACGCUCACAUCUUCCUGGAGACCUUCGAUAUAGCCGCAGAGUAUUACAAGAAAACUCUCCACCUCUCCAGGCAGUUGAAGGACCAAACAGUGGAAGCCCAGACAUGCUACAGUCUUGGAAACACAUACACCCUUCUGGAAGACUAUGAGAAGGCUGUGGAGUACCACCUAAAGCAUCUGGCCAUUGCCCAGGAACUUGGAGACCAGUAA
Protobothrops mucrosquamatus (brown spotted pit viper) is the source of this 546-nucleotide messenger RNA. RefSeq names its product G-protein-signaling modulator 1-like. Lineage: Eukaryota; Metazoa; Chordata; Lepidosauria; Squamata; Viperidae. The record is from RefSeq and is a predicted model, not a curated record. The annotation marks the transcript as partial. Gene Ontology annotation, molecular function: protein binding. The transcript has 4 exons.